This is a messenger RNA of Catharus ustulatus (Swainson's thrush), 1377 nucleotides long. RefSeq names its product adrenoceptor beta 3 (gene ADRB3). Gene Ontology annotation, molecular function: beta3-adrenergic receptor activity; norepinephrine binding; epinephrine binding. Gene Ontology annotation, biological process: norepinephrine-epinephrine-mediated vasodilation involved in regulation of systemic arterial blood pressure; positive regulation of heart contraction; adenylate cyclase-activating adrenergic receptor signaling pathway. The coding region runs from base 72 to 1346 and encodes 424 amino acids. The transcript has 2 exons. Gene Ontology annotation, cellular component: membrane. NCBI's taxonomy places the organism in Eukaryota, Metazoa, Chordata, Aves, Passeriformes, Turdidae. The record is from RefSeq and is a predicted model, not a curated record.
CGAGGGCUGCGCCGGGAGCGCGGCGGGAGCGCACGGCGGGGCGCGGGGCCGGCGCCCCCAGCCCGGCCGAGAUGAGCCCCGUCCCCGCGGGCAACGGCAGCGCCUGGGGGGGCUCCGGCAACUGCAGCGGGGCCGCCAGCCUGGGCCGGCAGUGGGUGCUGGGGACCGCCAUCAGCCUCACCGUGCUGGUCACCGUGGCCGGCAACCUGCUGGUGAUCGUGGCCAUCGCCAAGACGCCGCGGCUGCAGACCAUGACCAACGUCUUCAUCACCUCGCUGGCGUGCGCCGACCUCAUCAUGGGCUUGCUGGUGGUGCCUCCAGGGGCCACCAUCCUGCUGAGCGGCCACUGGCCCUACGGCACGACGGUGUGCGAGCUGUGGACCUCGCUGGACGUGCUGUGUGUCACGGCCAGCAUCGAGACGCUGUGCGCCAUCGCCGUGGAUCGCUACCUCGCCAUCACGUCCCCGCUGCAGUACGAGGCGCUGGUGACCAAGGGCCGGGCGCGGGCCGUGGUGUGCCUGGUGUGGGCCAUCUCUGCCUUCAUCUCCUUCCUCCCCAUCAUGAACCACUGGUGGCGGGACGGGGCGGACGAGCAGGCGGCGCGCUGCUACGACGACCCGCGCUGCUGCGACUUUGUCACCAACGUGACCUACGCCAUCAUCUCCUCCACCAUCUCCUUCUACGUGCCCCUGCUCGUCAUGAUCUUCGUCUACGUCCGGGUCUUCGCCGUGGCUACGCGGCACGUCCAGCUCAUCGGCAAGGACAAGGUGAGGUUCCUGCAGGAGCCCCCCAGCCCCAGGUCCAGGAGCAGCCGGCGCAGGCGGCCCUCCCGCCUGCUGGCCAUCAAGGAGCACAAGGCGCUCAAAACCCUGGGCAUCAUCAUGGGCGUCUUCACGCUCUGCUGGCUGCCCUUCUUCGUGGCCAACAUCAUCAAGGUCUUCUGCCGGUCGCUGGUGCCCGACCAGCUCUUUCUCUUCCUCAACUGGCUGGGCUACAUCAACUCAGCCUUCAACCCCAUCAUCUACUGCCGCAGCCCCGACUUCAGGAGCGCGUUCCGCAAGCUGCUGUGCUGCCCGCGCCGCGCCGACCGCCGGCUCCACGCGGUCUCGCAGGACCUGCAGCGCUGCCCCUGCGCCUUCAGCCCUCGGGGGGGGCCUGCAGGGGACAGCAAGGACGGCGAGGCUCGGGGCAGCGGUAGCAGAGCAGAGGAGACUCCUUUGCCGCAGGGCAGUGGCUACCGGCAGCGGCCCCUGGGCGAGUCCCGGCUGCAGGGCGCGCAGACCGCGCUGUGCUCACAGCUGGAUGAGUUUGCUGGCGGAGAGACGCCCGCGGGUCCGUCCGACUGACUGGGAGCAGCCGCGAGCUGGGAGGAGAGCG